UCAGACGCGCCACAAUGUCAGCGCCACGAUCCCGUCACCAUCAUCAGCACCACCAUGCGAUCCACCAAAUCCAUCACAUCCUCAGCCGGCGGCAGUGGUGCCUCUUCCUUUUGCUUAUCAUGUCAACACUUUGCAAUGCCGUUUCAGUGACCUCAGGUACAUCGGGCAAUAGUCGCCGUCGUUCGGGAGGAUCAGUAGGAUCAGGAGGAGCAGGUGUAUCCUCUUUGGAGGACACUGGCGAUAAGACAGUGCCCGAUCAGCUGGCUUUGGCAGCUAAUCGUCGGGGAUUGGAUGAUCGAGUCUACCCCAGGCGGGGAUCGGUGAUACACAGCAGCAGGCCAAAGGAGGCGUCUAGCAAAGAUUACAGCUAUGGUCAGGUGGAACUGAAUCUAGUGCGCCCAGAACAGGAAUCGCAUCCGAAACUCAUUGUGAGCAGCACAACCGCAGCAUCCGGAUCCGGUGGCUCCGUCAAUCUGGAGGACUCCCAAUCGGCAGCCGAGUAUGUGGUCAAUGCCAUUAAGUUGGCCUACAAACAGCCACCGGUGCAGAUUCAGCUCAAGAGUCCAAACCAAAAUCAGAAUCAAAAUCUGAUUCAGAAUCAAAAUCAAAAUCAAAAUCUAAAUCAGAAUCUUAACCUUAAGGAACUGCAAGCCUCAACCCAGAGAAGUUAUCAAGAGCAGAGGAACAGGGAGAGGGAGCUGCUGGAAUUGCAAAUGCACAAGGAGUUGCAACAACAGGCUUUGAUCCUGGCCUCUGGAUCCUCGUCGCCAUCGUCGGUAUCCCUAGGAUCGGCCUCCUCCGCCUCUUCACCACCAUCGCCCGCUUUGGCACCCGCUCCCGUCUACGAAAAGGAACCGGUGACCCGGAGCUAUGAGCUCUAUGAACCCUCCACCGAGGGCGAUUCCCAGAUUCAGGGACAGGAGGACAUCGAACGACACUAUCGACCCAAAUACAGUAAUAACAACCAAUAUAACAACUAUAAUGCCCCCUAUCAGUACAGAAAUCUGGAAGCCGAGGCCGAGGAAAAAGUUCGUGUAUCUGCCUCUACGGAAAUUCCCAAAUCGGAGAUUAUGAAACAAAUUGAAAAGUCGGUAAUCAAGUAUAUGAAAGAACUGGAGGCGGAGGGUAAAAUCAUAAGUACGCCUCAAGAGCCGGCCACGCCCCCGUCGUCGUCGCCACCACCACCGCCGCCGCCGCCCCCGCCUUCGAUUACCAAGACCUCCUACUACAAAUCAUCGGUCAACUCCGGUGCUUACCAUAUACCAUCUUCUCACUCGGAAGAGAAACGCUAUAGCAGCAGUACGGUGAGACCCAAGUAUACGGCACCAUCAACGACGACGAAACAACAACACCACCAGCAACAGGUCUACCAUCAACAACAGGUGCACCACCAGCAACACCCACAGCAGCAGCACCACCACCAAAUAGCUGGGAAACUAAGGAGCUCUUCUUCGAUUUCAAAACCCAUCCAGCAGCAGCAACAGCACUUUCAAUCCGAAACGGAAACGGCCUAUCAGGCACCCGAUUUACCCGUUGACGAACUCAGUCCCAAUGUUGAGUUCAUCUACAAGAUCAAGACACGAGCUCCACUGCAAACGGCCACGGUGAAGACCGUUUCGAAACCCUAUACUCUGCCCCUGAAGAGUGCCGAACAUUUUGAUCAUGGUGCGGCCCUGAAAAAUAUCGAAGAAUUCGAUCUCUCCCAUGUGGUGCCCACGCCAGAUCGGGUGGAAAGGGAAAGGGAGAGGGAGAGAGAGAGGGAGAGGGAGAGGGAAAGGGAGAGGGAAAUCAGGGAUAGAGAACGUGAUUCUCGCGAAGAUCAGAAGCAGCCGCACAAGUUGUACUUCAAUUCCGAAAUCUAUCACGACAUCAAUGCUUUGCCCUAUAAAAGUAAAGAGGCAGCUUUGCAGGAAUAUCGCCAUAAGCUCAAGAUCGGCGGAUCCGGGGAAUUACAUCCGGAUUAUAAGGGGUAUUCCGGUUAUUUUGCCGAACCGGAAGGCGAGUUGGAAAACGAAUCCAAGCUUGUUCUACACGAAGACGAUUAUCCCUAUCAGUAUGUGUUGAAAAAGGAACCUCUACUACAGGAUGAUCAUGAUUCCUGGUUGGAACAACAACAGCAACAGCCUCUACGCCUUGCCCAUGGCCACACCCACACGCACAGCCAUGCCCAUUCCCAUGCCCAUGGCCACGCCCACUCGCACAGCAGCGGCAAGCAUGCGAGUCUCGAAUACGAUAGCUAUAGCCCUAAAUUCAAUAAUAAUCCCGAAGGUUAUGGCUAUCAGCAUACGUACAAGGUCAGAGGUCAAGCGGUAGGCGGCGGUGGUUCAGGGAGCGUGCCCAUCGCAGGGGGCGUGGCCUCGGGAGGUGGUAAGCGUGGAAAAAGGGGCGGCGGUGCUCAUCCCAGACAAGAGGCGAUUAAGAAGCAACUGCGAGCCACGGAGGUCAAGGAUUUGGAAGCAAGUUUGGCCUUGAGGCCACCGCCCAAAUAGUUAAACCCUCCCACCCCCCAAAGACUUACCCCCCAUCCCCUUGUAGCUGAUUUUAUGCCAGAGUUUCGAAGCAUGGUUGAUUGUAUAUGAUAUUGUUUUUUUUUUGUUUGUUAGAUACC
Molecule: messenger RNA, 2608 nt
Organism: Drosophila elegans
Lineage: Eukaryota; Metazoa; Arthropoda; Insecta; Diptera; Drosophilidae
Exons: 3
Coding region: 15-2489 (824 amino acids)
Source: RefSeq, a predicted model, not a curated record